AUGGGCAGAGGUCGUGUGCUGCUGCUGGGGUUGUUUUCCCUUCUACAGACAGCUUCCAGGGCUCAGUAUGCCGCAGAUGAAGUCACUUAUUUGCCCGGAAUGGAGUUUAAAACGAACUACCAACAGUGGUCUGGGUAUCUCCAGGCACGACCGGGCAAGUUUUUGCAUUAUUGGUUUGUGACUUCUCAGAGCAGCCCAACCAAAGACCCUGUGGUGCUUUGGCUAAAUGGUGGUCCAGGAUGCAGCUCACUGGACGGUUUCCUGUCGGAGAAUGGACCCUUUCAUGUAAUGGAAGAUGGUAAAACACUGUAUGAGAAUCCAUUUAGUUGGAAUAAGAAUGCAAAUCUAUUGUAUUUGGAGUCACCUGCUGGAGUAGGUUAUUCUUACUCCGAUGACCAGAAAUAUGCAACAGAUGAUGACCAGGUGGCUGAGGACAAUUACAAGGCCUUACAGAGUUUCUUUUCCAAGUUCCCAAACUUCACUAAAAAUGAGUUCUUUAUAAUUGGUGAAAGCUAUGGUGGAAUAUAUGUACCAACUCUAAGUCUGCUUGUGGCUACAGGAACAGAAAAUAUCAAUUUCAAGGGUUUUGCUGUUGGAAAUGGACUAAGCAGCUUUGCUCUUAAUGAUCAGUCACUUGUCUAUUUUGGUUAUUAUCAUGGAUUAUUUGGAGAAGAUUUGUGGCGUGAUCUCACAACAAACUGCUGUGAAAAAGGUAGUUGCAACUUUUACAAUUCAAGCUCUAAGAGCUGUGAGACAAUGGUGAAUGUGGCAUUUAAUAUAGUAUAUGAUAGUGGCCUGAAUGAAUACGCCCUCUACUUGGACUGUCAAGGCAAAAACAGAGCUUAUGAGAGGGCUAUGAGUCAUGUUUUUAAACACUUCAGAAAGAAUGCUAAAGGACGCAAGUUGGCAGGGUUGAUAAAUCCUUCUCUUGGGGAAGUGCCACCCUGCAUCGACAGCGCGGCUCAGAUACAGUGGUUGAACAGAGGUGACGUGAGGAAAGCUCUACACAUUCCUGAUAUUCUGCCACCGUGGGACCUCUGCAGCGACUUUGUUGGUGGAAACUACACCAACAUUUACCCGACUGUGAAGGAAGUUUACCUGAAGCUGCUCUCUUUAGGCCUUCGAGCGCUUGUGUACAAUGGAGACACUGACAUGGCCUGCAAUUUUCUGGGAGACCAAUGGUUUGUCAACGAUCUCGGCAUGAAGGCCACAACCAACUACAAGAUCUGGCUUCAUAAGGACCAGGUUGCUGGUUUUUAUCAGACAUUUGGUAAUAUCACAUUUCUUACAGUGAAGGGGGCAGGUCACAUGGUGCCACAGUGGGCCCCAGAUCCAGCUUUGCACAUGUUCCAGUCAUUUAUAACAAAUAGUGAUUACUGA
Molecule: messenger RNA, 1380 nt
Organism: Knipowitschia caucasica
Lineage: Eukaryota; Metazoa; Chordata; Actinopteri; Gobiiformes; Gobiidae
Source: the annotation of a GenBank genome assembly